AUGGACAUAUUCAACUUUUCUCCCGGUAUCCCCGAGGAGUCUCCCCAGGAGCCUCCCAAGGGAAAACCUGUUGGUCCAGUUGAUAUUCCUUUCGAUGACUUUGAUACCGGCUAUGCCAUGGCAGAGGAAAAAGCUGAGCAGAUUAAUGCGGCAGAGAAUGAGAGACUUGAUGAACUCAUGGCCAAAUUCACCAAGGGCUUCGAUCCCGGCACCUAUGCCAAAGAGAUCAGGGCUUCUCUCCCGAAACUGGUGACCAAUCUUGCGCCAGGUUCAUACAAUCAUCUUCUGGCUCUCGUCUUCGAGACCUAUGACAGAUUCCAGUCUCUUCAGAUUGAUAUGGAAGCCUGGCUCCAACACCGGUACCAGCGUGCUAAGAUUGCCCGACCCAGCAACAUAUGCAUUACUGACGAGACCCUUUUCGCCCUUGAGGUUGAAAUGCUUAGAAAGCUGCUGGAGCCUAUUCGUGAGGGAAGCAACAAGGAUGUUUUUUGGCUCAGCACCAGACGGGCGGCUCCUACUUGGGCAUGCGAGCAGCUGGAGGAGUCUGCCAAAGUGAUUGAGGUGUUCAAGACUGAUAUUUGUUCGGCAUUGAAGUCGCCAGAUACGACGAGAACCAUUUAUAUCAACCUUCCCGUUUCAGUGAAACGCACCGCAAUCAUCAGUAUUAAGCAGUCUCGGUUGGACGCAUGCAAGGAAAGCCUUUCAUGGGAUAAAUACACCGGCUCCGACCUUGAGAUGACCGCGUUCUACCAGCUCUAUAAGUCUUACGUUUCAACAAACGACCCUGCCAGAGCUCGUGCCUCUGGAUGGCUCCCUCCACUUUGCCCUCAGACUCCCCGCUCGUCAGCCCCAGAAGCGCAGGAAGGGGACUUGGCUAAAUGGCCUGCUUCGGAACCUACUGAAAAUAUCCAUGAACUCCUGCUCAAGACGGCAUUGUGGCUGGGCGUGGCCAGGGGACUAGCAGCGGUCCAUCUGUUUUGUGAUGUAGCUAGGCUCUUCGCACUUACCGGCCCCCCGGCGGAGGUGACGGAUGAACACCUUUGCUUCUUGCAGAACCUGACCCAUCUGCGAUCUGAAGGAACUCGGGCUUUUCUUUCGCCUCCUCUCCCUUGUGACGCCACGACCUUGCCCACGCGCAACAUGGAUUACUUUGCGGACGUCCAGAGAUCGGGCCAUAGGCUCAUGACAGGCCUCAUGGACAAUAUGACUUUGAAUUGGAAGGAUGGUUCUACCAAAUUCAAUCUUUCCAGCCCUCCUCGCAAUCGCCGUUCCCGCCAGAGAGAGAUGCAGCAGCUUGCGCAGACUUUUGUCGUCCCUCGAAUUGUCGUCGAGGCUCCGUCUACCCCCGAAGACGAUUCUGAGAGAAACGGGCAAGUGGCAGUUUCCUUCCAUUCCGAAGCUUGA
This is a messenger RNA of Aspergillus ochraceoroseus IBT 24754, 1404 nucleotides long. RefSeq lists its product as uncharacterized. The record is from RefSeq and is a predicted model, not a curated record. Lineage: Eukaryota; Fungi; Ascomycota; Eurotiomycetes; Eurotiales; Aspergillaceae. The transcript is spliced from 2 exons. The coding region runs from base 1 to 1404 and encodes 467 amino acids.